AUGGUUUUCAAAUUUUACACCGACUUCACCGAGGAUGUCGAUGUUUCCACUCUGUUUGCUCCGCCUACUCCUCCGUCGUCCACCAUUUGCCGUCCACUUGGCAAGAGCUUCACCCGAACCAUGGCUGUCGCGGGCAGAGCCGCUGAAGGAGUUUCUUGUGGGUUCGCUGCCCCUGCCGUCGAGACAUACCAGGAACUGAAAGUCGCGACUGGCAAUUUCAGCAAAGAGAAUGUUUUGGGAGAAGGUGGGUUUGGUACGGUCUACAGAGGAAUUUUGCUUGAUGGAUCUGCGGUGGCAAUAAAAAGAUAUUCCCGAGCAUCUGGCGAUGCUGAAGUGCAAGCUUGUGCUGAAGUGCAGGUUGGGAGUAUGGCCAGGCACCGGAAUCUGAUCCAACUGCUCGGCUUUUGCGAUUCAAUGGAGCCGCAAAAACCUGUCAAGAAAAGAAAGGCAAGGUCACAACCGGUAGAGUACCUGUUGGUAUAUCCAUUGGCGGUCAACGGAAAUGUGGAUUCCCACUUGAGGGAGUGCUCUGCUUUGCAACCCCCUCUCGAUUGGCCUACCCGUAUGCACAUUGCCUUAGGAGUGGCGAGAGGGCUCUCGUAUCUUCACGAGGAUUGCAGUCUUCAGAUAAUUCACCGAGACAUAAAGCCUUCGAACAUUUUGUUGGAUGAGAACUUCGAACCUCUCAUUGGGGACUCCGGCAUGGCAAAAUUGGUGAACCAUGAAGAUUGGAACCAGCAGACCCAGGAGUUGAAAAGCGCCAGGGCACUGCACCAGAUGGCUGCUCUGGAUAGAUCAGAAAAGUUAUACAGUACCAAUCAAAUAGGUGGUACAUUUGCAUAUCUCCCUCCAGAGUACUUGAUGCACGGGAAUUUCUCAGCAAAGAAUGAUGUCUUCGCAUUUGGGGUGGUACUCCUCGAGCUCAUCUCUGGUUCAAGGAUUGAUUUUUUGCAUUCUCUAGACAGAAAAAGAUUCCCUGAUGUUACGGGGGUGAAAGACAUUGGGGAACAUAACAAGUUGGGAUGUCUGAUCGAUCCGAACUUGAGGGAGACUACGAUGAGAAAGAGGCUGAGAAAUUAG
Molecule: messenger RNA, 1080 nt
Organism: Eucalyptus grandis
Lineage: Eukaryota; Viridiplantae; Streptophyta; Magnoliopsida; Myrtales; Myrtaceae
Product: somatic embryogenesis receptor kinase 1-like
Exons: 2
Coding region: 1-1080 (359 amino acids)
Biological process (GO): protein phosphorylation
Molecular function (GO): ATP binding; protein kinase activity
Source: RefSeq, a predicted model, not a curated record